This is a messenger RNA of Staurois parvus, 283 nucleotides long. The record is from the annotation of a GenBank genome assembly. Lineage: Eukaryota; Metazoa; Chordata; Amphibia; Anura; Ranidae.
ACCCUGGAACUUGAUGCAGGGUUGGAGUUGACCUCAUAAUGGGCACAGCAGGAGCACAGACCCUCAGUGCAGGGAUGGAGAUAGUGGGAACCCCUCAUAAUGGGCACAGCGGAUGUACAGACCCGAGAACUCGGCACAGGGAUGGUGGGAACCCCUCAUAAUGGGCACAGCGGGUGUACAGACCCAGGAACUCAGCGCAGGGAUGGUGGGAACCCCUCAUAAUGGACACAGGAGGUGUAUAGACCUGGGAACUCCGCACAGUGAUGGUGGGAACCCCUCAUAA